CUUGCUUUUGUACUCCCAUUUUCUUGCUUGUUCGUCAAACUGAAGCUCAGUUCACAUACUCUCUAUCACUUUCUUGGUUUUACUAUAGCGAUCCCUCUCCUUCUUGGUUAAUAAUGACUCCGUAUCCUCCGCCAAUCAAACAUGCUCAAGGUAACCGCCACGGCAAGACCACCUUUAGCGUCAGAGUAGAGAACAUGGCCAUGAAUAUCAACCACCAAGAAGUGCUAUCCUUGUUCAAUACCCUGAUAGGCGAUGUUCGUGGUUCUGUCGAUGUCAAAGAUGCCGCCGGGCAUCAUCUAGACAUUACAUUUUUCAAUCGUGACGCUUGCAAAAAAGCGCUGUGUAUGUCAGGAUAUACGGUCUCAGGUACACCACUUUCCGUGGUACCCAUCGCAGAUGACGGUUGUACGCCAAAACGCCUUGACGAUCGUCGCAAUUUAUACGUCCUCGGCCUACCUUUUGAUCUGACCAAGUCAAGUGUUUCUGUGAUUCUGGAAGAUUUGUCUAAAUCUUCUCAUAGGGCCGAACUAGCAACAAUUUUCUCUAGUUAUGGAACUGUUGCGCAUUGCGUAAUUCUUGCUACAGUGGACAAUGCUUCUCGCCGACGUGGUUUUGUAGUCAUGUCGGGUCACGACCAAGCCAGAAAUGCAAUGCUUUCCCUCACCCGUAGCCAGAUAAGAGGACAUACCAUCGAUAUCUCGUGGGCAAUUGUACAGCGCUCUCAGGGCUUUCUAGACGGUGGAGACAGGGCCAUUCUGUUCGAAUCACAUUGUCACAAUUCUCUUAUGCCUUUGGAAGAUAUUCAGGAAGAUAGCCAGCCUUCGCCUCUUGAUAUCACGCCCAAUUCCUCUUUUGGAUCAAAUUUUUCAAACAGUGCUGCGUUCACGGCAACAACGUUACCAACGAAUACUCUCCUAGUCAGCGAACUUCCUGCUUUCUUGUUUUCUCAGCCUCGCGACCUGCAUCCGCUGCUGGACCCCUUCGGACAGAUCAAUAAACUUGACAUCAUCGAGCCACAGUCUGUCUCAGGCGCCAUAACUGUCAGGGUGGAAUAUUCAUCAAGUACAAGCGCUCAAGAGGCCAAAGAAGCUCUUCAAGGCCAGUGCUAUGCGAAUCAUCGCAUAGGUGUUCAAUAUUUGCAAGUGGCGACCAGUGUCCUUCCUCGACGAUCGCCCGCAGGACAGUAUGACGUCGAAUCCUAUUCCUCUGCACCAACUAAUGAACCCCCGACACAUUUCGCCCCUGCAUCUGGACCAUUCCGCUGUCCUUCGAACUCAUUUUACAAACCAGAAAGACCAUACCGCCGCGGUCGUGUAACCUACAGCAGCAUGGAUUCGGUUCCCCAAAUAUCCUACCCUUACCAUCAAGCUUUUAGAUAUGCGUCACAUCCUGUUCAUUCCCAUUAUUGCAACGCCAGGUCCAAUUCUAGAACCAGUUCUGUUCCCUCCGAGUGGGGAAAUGACAUGGCAGGAGCUCCUACCCGUUGCCGAUCCCCCCAGCCUCAUCACUUUGAAACAAAUACUUCCUCGCAAUAUGGAUCCUUGUACGAUUGAUCAUCGAGAUUUUCAUGUGCUUUCGAACGUCACGAUAAUGGGCUGCUCUUUGUGAUUACUCUGCUGCAUUCUGCUCUGAGCUCUUGAUAACGGCGUUCCUCUUCUACUUCUCUGUGUCUGUUAAUUAUGUAUUUCUGUCGUUUUACAUGUUGGGUUUCAUGAUAGAGGAAGGAUGGGACUACAACAAACUCAUCCUGGAUGUACAAUUAAUAGGAAG
Molecule: messenger RNA, 1770 nt
Organism: Guyanagaster necrorhizus
Lineage: Eukaryota; Fungi; Basidiomycota; Agaricomycetes; Agaricales; Physalacriaceae
Exons: 9
Coding region: 114-1553 (479 amino acids)
Cellular component (GO): nucleus
Molecular function (GO): mRNA binding
Source: RefSeq, a predicted model, not a curated record